Messenger RNA from Carassius auratus (goldfish), 1824 nucleotides. RefSeq names its product bone morphogenetic protein 2-like. The transcript has 5 exons. Bases 505 to 1668 code for a protein of 387 amino acids. Gene Ontology annotation, molecular function: cytokine activity; growth factor activity. The record is from RefSeq and is a predicted model, not a curated record. Gene Ontology annotation, cellular component: extracellular region. NCBI's taxonomy places the organism in Eukaryota, Metazoa, Chordata, Actinopteri, Cypriniformes, Cyprinidae.
ACACAGGGCACAUGCUGGAACCUUCUCACAGUGUUUGUCGAAAUAAUUAUUGUUCCCGUAUCACAUUAUCCUCCUUUGUCUCAAUUAAUGGAUCCAUUUUGAGGGAAGUUAACCGCCCGCGGUGAGCAAACUUCGCGCCAAAUCUACUUCGCGCCGCCUAAACAGACUAAAUGUAAUACAAUUAAAAAUCUUACCUAUAAUUAAACUUUUAUUUCUUGAAUCGAUAUAUUUAGGGUGUAUUUACAGCGUAUUACGGUAGAUAAACACUUAUUUCCUCUCAGGGUCUCUCAACAAGACCACCAGUCCAGUUCGCACCUUGUUAACACCGCCAUUAGAUUUGCUUUACAUUCGCUGAUUGCUGAUUUACAUUUGCGACUAAAUAGCAGCUCUUUACGGCUGUUGACCGAAGACUUUUCCAACAUCAUAUAAAGCCCUGCCAAUCUGGGGUUUCUUCAUUCAGUCCAGCUCCAGCAAACAAAGAAGAUCUCUUGAGGACCAGUCAACAUGUUGACCGCAGUGAUCUGGAUCUCCGUGAUGGGACUCUCCAUCUGCAGACCGUCCGAGAAUCAGCUGAACACCGAGUCUGAAGAAGUGCGCUCGGAGGCCAUCAAGAGGCUUUUGGAGGUGUUUGGGAUGGAGGAUCCUCCUGCUGCUCUGGUUCGGGGACACAAACAGCCUCCUCAGUACAUGCUGGACCUGUAUAACACCAUCGCAGAUGUGAACGGAGUCACCAAAGACCCGACGCUCCUGGAAGGAAACACCGUCCGCAGUUUCUUCAAUAAACUGCACAGCGAACAAAUCGAGUUUCUCUUCAACAUGUCCAUGGUGGCUAAGAGCGAGAAGAUCCUCACUGCCGAGCUUCAUCUGUUCAAGCUCAGACCACAAGCAUCGCUCACAUUCAACAGACAGCACUUCUGUCAGGUCAGUGUCUAUCAGGUUCUUGAUAGCAGCAAGAAAAACGUCUCACAAGGGAAGAAACUGCUUUCGUCCAGACUGGUGCCCAUCCACUCCAGCGGCUGGGAGGUGUUUACCAUCACUCAAGCUGUGCGCUCCUGGAUGUUGGAUGAGGGCAGUAAUCUGGGGCUCCUGGUCUCGGUCAGGACUUUAGCAGGUCUUCAGAUGGACCCGAAAACUGUGCGUUUCGCAUCAGGCCAAAACCACCAUCACAGCAAACAGCCCAUGCUGGUCCUCUUCACCGACGACGGCAGACGGGCCGCUUCUCUGGAGCUCACGCCUAAAGGUUCAGAUGAUUCUCCGGUUGGACAGAGGCUCCCGUUUCCCAGCCUCCCUCUCUCAGCUACGGCUCGUCGCAGCGCUCGCUCCAUAGACUAUGAUGAGAGCGGGGAGAAGAUGCCGUGUCAGCGUCUGCCGCUCUAUGUGGACUUCGAGGAGAUCGGCUGGUCCGGCUGGAUCGUGUCUCCGCGUGGAUACAACGCUUACCACUGCAAAGGCUCCUGUCCGUUUCCUCUGGGUCAGAACAUGAGGCCCACCAACCACGCCACGGUCCAGUCCAUCAUCAACGCCCUCAAACUGACCAAAGGCAUCGAGACGCCCUGCUGCGUGCCGGACAAGCUCUUCAGCAUUAACCUGCUGUACUUUGACGACGAUGAGAACGUGGUUCUGAAGCAGUAUGAUGACAUGGUGGCCGGCAGCUGCGGCUGUCACUGACCAGCCUCAUUCACCAAUCUGGACUGGACUGUAAAAUAUGUAAAUACAGAUCAAAUUUUAAUAUAUGGAGGAGAUGAGUUGGUUGCUUGUAAAUUUGUAUAUUGCAUGUUGUGAACUAUUAUAUUAUAAACUAAAUAAAUUCUUACACAAAAAUGA